Molecule: messenger RNA, 457 nt
Organism: Zychaea mexicana
Lineage: Eukaryota; Fungi; Mucoromycota; Mucoromycetes; Mucorales; Lichtheimiaceae
Exons: 1
Coding region: 91-339 (82 amino acids)
Source: RefSeq, a predicted model, not a curated record
CUAAAUUUGGUAAGCUGUUGUUUUUGCUAUUCACUGCUCCCCAUCCAGUAUUGUUGUUUAUUGUUACAAGGUGUUAAUACUGAUAGUUACAUGCUUCUUUUUAGUUCUAUUCAGCUCUCCAAUGCCGUUUUUCUUCUUUUCCAAUAUAUAACUCACCAAGUGGAAAAGAGAGUCAGCUACAAAACACAUGAGCUGGUCACUUUUGCAGGGAUACAUCGAUCUGCAUGUACAUGCCCAGUCGUCGUCUUCGUCGUCGUCGUCGUGCCUCACUACUACUAUUCUUAUGACGAAAGAUUCAGCUGUAGUACUCUGAUUGCUUUUAAGCAGAGGACAUUAUAGUUGUAUAGUAGUAACUGCGGUAAUGGUGUAAUAGUGAAAACUACAAGAUCUUCAGACUCGUGAAAAACAAGUAAACAGUAGUGCCAUGGGAUAUUAUAGCUUUUUGCUUGUUUUGGCU